This is a messenger RNA of Lolium perenne, 1416 nucleotides long. RefSeq lists its product as uncharacterized. Lineage: Eukaryota; Viridiplantae; Streptophyta; Magnoliopsida; Poales; Poaceae. The record is from RefSeq and is a predicted model, not a curated record. Gene Ontology annotation, cellular component: endomembrane system. Gene Ontology annotation, molecular function: hydrolase activity.
CUCCCCAGUCCCCACAGCCUCGCCAGCUAGUCCGUUCUGCAUCCAGUUCAGUGGUGUAUCUCGUGGCCGGCCGAUCGAUCGACGACGGGCGGUCACUCAUGGCGGCGGGUGGUCUGUUCGGCACGGUGGCGGUGACGACGGUUGUGUGGCUGGCGGUCCACGUCGCGCUCAACAGCCCCAUCCAGCCGGUGCCGUCGCCGCCGCCGCCCGCCGCGCGGUACACACCCAGUAGCCUCCUCCAUGGACUGGCGCUCGAGAAGCUUGGGGAAGGGCGGCUGAUCCAGGGGCCGGAAGACGUGUACGUGGACGCGGCCGCUGGAGGGACUGUGUACACGGCGACCAGGGACGGGUGGCUGCAGAGGAUGCACCCCAACGGGUCGUGGGAGCAGUGGCGGUUCGUCGGCGGAACUGGCCUGCUCGGGAUCGCGCCCUCCGCCGACGGCAGCAUGCUCGUCUGCGACGCCCACAAGGGUUUACUGAGAGUCGAGGAGGAUCGCGUGACCAUUCUCGCCUCGACGGUGGAAGGCUCCACGAUCAGGUUUCCCGAGGCCGCCGUGGAGGCAUCUGACGGCACGGUGUACUUCAGCGACGCCACCACAAGGUUCGGCAUCGACCAGUGGUUCCUCAGCUACAUCGAGUCCCGCCGCACCGGCCGCCUCCUCAAGUACAACCCACGCACCGGCAAGACGUCCGUCGCGCUCGACAACCUCGCCUUCGCCAACGGCGUCGCUCUGUCGCGGGACGAGACCUUCGUGAUCGUCUGCGAGUCAGCCAGAUACAGAUGCUUGAAGCUGUGGCUCAAGGGGGACAAGACUGGCCAGGCAGAGACUUUCGUCGGCGACCUUCCGGGGUCUCCGGAUAACAUCCGUCGAGCACCAGAUGGCACCUUUUGGAUUGCCAUUAUCAAGCUGAGGUCGCCAUGGCUAGACUUGGUCAACCGCUGGACCUUGAUAAAGAGAGUCGUGGCGGCGUUCCCGCCGCUCCUCGACAGGGUCAAGGCGACUGCCAAGGGAGCAAUGGUGGCUCAGGUGUCGGAGGAUGGCGAGAUCAUCCGUCUGCUCGACGACUCUCAAGGGAAGGUGAUCAACUUCAUCACUUCGGUGACAGAGUUCCACGGAGACCUCUACUUUGGUAGCUUCUCCACCAACUUCGUAGGCAAGCUGUCCCUGGCCAAGGUGCCACAGGUGCAGGAGGCAGCUUCAUCCUAGACAUUAGUGGUCACAAUGCAUAGCCACUAGAAAAUCAGGGCCAUCUCACCGGUUAAAGCUUCAGCAUUGUCAAUUUAGCAUGCACGGCUCUGCCCUAAGCAGUCCGAUGUAGUAUCACUUGUGGUUUCAGAAUUCAGUGAGCAGGUUGUUUAGUGCUCGUACUGUGAGUUUCUUAGCGAAUUCACAAAUAACCGCCCGCCUUCACCAA